This is a messenger RNA of Cercopithifilaria johnstoni, 336 nucleotides long. The record is from the annotation of a GenBank genome assembly. NCBI's taxonomy places the organism in Eukaryota, Metazoa, Nematoda, Chromadorea, Rhabditida, Onchocercidae.
AUGAUACAUAUGAAUACUGAAAGGACUGAGGAUGAGAUGCAUCUAAGAGAAUGUUGUUAUUCGAUUAAUUAUAUCUAUUUCCCUUGUCAUACGGUCCUCGAAGCAACCUGUUCAACAACAAAUCCAAGUACAAGUCCCGAAGAACACGAAACAAUCUGUUCAACAACAAAUUCAAGUACAAGCGAAUGCUUCGAUCGUUUGAUACUUGGAACCGCUGAAGCUAAAACGAUCAGAUGUCAACAUAAAAUUGUUGAAUGGAAUCACUUGGAAGAGGCAACGGAGUUCGAAUGCCAAACACAACUUAGGUUAACUUUAGUGGACACAGAAGUGGCAUGA